Messenger RNA from Aphanomyces invadans, 813 nucleotides. RefSeq lists its product as hypothetical. The record is from RefSeq and is a predicted model, not a curated record. The transcript is spliced from 4 exons. NCBI's taxonomy places the organism in Eukaryota, Oomycota, Saprolegniomycetes, Saprolegniales, Verrucalvaceae. Bases 1 to 618 code for a protein of 205 amino acids.
AUGUGGUCGUCACAGUACUCCGAAGACGAUGAAGACGUGACGGGGGUAUCGCAGGACAUGAUGCGAGAGUGCGAAGAGGACCUGGACAACGAUCCUGGGUUGAAAGUUGUGGAAGGAGACAGCCUGGCGGAAGAAAUGACUGCGAUGAAGGAAGUGUUCCUGCGAAUGUCGGAAAAAAAAGUGCGCCAGAAACAGCAAAGUCAGCGGGACUGUGUCCGAGUGUACUGUGAGGCCUUUCAAAGCGACGUCGAACGGAUCUUCGCGACGUCUAAAAAGAGUUGCAUCGAUGAAGCGGAGACCGUCAACAAAUCCAUCACACAAACGUCUACUCGACUUGAACAGCAAAAGAAAGAGUUAAUGCAAGUGCAAGAAUCAUUUGAGUGCAACUUUAGGGCAUCAAUCGAGAGUAUCACAAGUGAAUUGGAGAGGCUCAAAGAUCUGCGGGUCAAGAUUAUGGACACGUACGAAAAGGGAAAGCUCGAAGUUGACAAAUCCUUUCGCGACGCAUUUGAAAGUUUGGACACAAUGUCAACUCGCCUUCAAAUUCACGCUGGGCAGAUUUGCACCGAUUCAAGUUACGUCAAGGUGUUUCAAAGUCAAGUCGAGCGUUUGAUGUAGCUGUUAUGUGCAACACCCCAGUAUUGUGUGACUUCUAUCCAGUCAGAAUUCCCGCGUUGGUGAGUGCACUUUGGAGCUUUUGAAACACCACGAGUUGCUCAUCAGCGGUCAAGCGUUCGAGCAUGCGCAAUGCACUUGAAAUUCGGUCUGGCCGUUGGAUAAAGUUCGUGUAAUACACAUACGUGAACAUGCCCA